This is a messenger RNA of Acyrthosiphon pisum (pea aphid), 1218 nucleotides long. RefSeq names its product formin-2-like. Lineage: Eukaryota; Metazoa; Arthropoda; Insecta; Hemiptera; Aphididae. The transcript has 6 exons. The record is from RefSeq and is a predicted model, not a curated record. The coding region runs from base 1 to 1218 and encodes 405 amino acids.
AUGACGGCUUCUAUCGACUAUCAUCAUUCACGUUAUGGAUUUAUUAGUUAUUACCAAAUUAAAUGGGUUAUGAUUGAAAACCAAAGUUAUGUGAAAGAUUUCCACAGUGACCAAAAUCCUCUAGUCUUAGGUUUCUCGGCAGACCCACAAUCACCAGAUGGGUGUUUCGGUGGUGAAUUGCAGCCACCAGACAGAGGUAGUAUUGGUGGUGAUCCACAGCCACCAGUUGGAGGUUUUGGUUGCGAAGUACAGCCACCAGUUGAAGGUUUCGGUGGUGAUCCGCAGCCGCCAGUCGGAGGUUUUGGUGGCGAUCCACAGCCACCAGAUGGAGGUUUCGGUGUCGCUCCACAGACACCAGCACCACCACUUGGAAGUUUCGGUGGUGAUCCGCAGCCACCAGCCGGAGGUUUCGGUGUCGCUCCACAGCCACCAGUUGGAGUUUUCAGUGGCGAUCCACAGCCGCCCGAUGGUGGUUUUGCUGGCAAUCCACAGCCACCAGUUGGAGGUUUUGGUGUUGAUCCGCAGCCACCAGUUGGAGGUUUCGGUGUUGAUCCACAGCCACUACCGCCCGAUGGUGAUUUUGCUGGCAAUCCACAGCCACCAAUUGGAGGUUUUGGUGUUGAUCCGCAGCCACCAGUUGGAGGUUUCGGUGUUGAUCCACAGCCACUAGUUGGAAGUUUCGGUGUCGCUCCACAGCCACCAGCCGGAGGUUUCGGUGACGAUCCACAGCCGCCCGAUGGUGAUUUUGCUGGCAAUCCACAGCCACCAGUUGGAGGUUUUGGUGUUGAUCCGCAGCCACCAGUUGGAGGUUUCGGUGUUGAUCCGCCGCCUCCAGACGAAGAUUUCGGUGGUGAACUACAGCCACCAGCCGGAGGUUUCGGUGUCGCUCCACAGCCACCAGUUGGAGGUUUCGGUGUGGAUCCGCAGCCGCCCGAUGGUGGUUUUGGUUGUGAACCACAGCCACCACCACCAGUUGGAGGUUUCGGUGUAGAUCCAGAGCCACCCGAUGGUGAUUUUGCUGGCAAUCCACAGCCACCAGUUGGAGGUUUCGGUGUCGCUCCACAGCCACCAGUUGGAGGUUUCGGUGUUGAUCCGCAGCCUCCAGACGAAGAUUUCGGUGGUGAACUACAGCUAUCAGCCGGAGGUUUCGGUGGCCCGACCCCCCCUGUAAGAAAUGUGGAUAACUUUGGAAGGGAUAAAGCACUAACGACGGGAUAA